Molecule: messenger RNA, 862 nt
Organism: Aspergillus campestris IBT 28561
Lineage: Eukaryota; Fungi; Ascomycota; Eurotiomycetes; Eurotiales; Aspergillaceae
Product: DUF1993 domain-containing protein
Exons: 1
Coding region: 61-567 (168 amino acids)
Source: RefSeq, a predicted model, not a curated record
UCUAAACCAUCAUUCACAAUCCCACCAAAUUCAAAGAAUAAUAAAUAAUUAUCCGUCACAAUGACAAUCCCCUACGACUCAAUCCGCACGGCGCAACAAGCCCUCUCAACCCUCUCCUACAUCCUCAAAACCGCCGAGAAAUCCCACCCGGACCCCGCCUCCCUCCCCACCGCCAGCCUCCACCCAGACAUGCAGCCCCUCUCCUUCCAAGUCCACAUCGCAACAUUCAUGGCCAUGAAACUCGCCGCGCGCCUCACGCUCCAAGACCCCCCCGCGGCCCUCGAAAACAACCUCACCACCAUCGACAACAUGCAAGCGCGCAUCAAGACCGUCAAGGACAUUCUGGACGCGGUGCCCGCCGAGGAAGUCAACGCCAAAGCGGAAGUGAUCAAGUCGACUCUGCUGGGCCCGAAGGAGGUGGAGAUCAGUGGCGCGGAGUAUGCGCGGGUGUUUAAUCUGCCGAAUAUUUACUUCCAUGUUGUUACGGCUUAUGGGAUUCUGAGGAAGGAGGGCGUGCCGUUGGGGAAGGUGGAGUAUAUGACUGAGUUUAUAGGGGAUUUGCUUUGAUUUAUCUUUCUCUCUACGUCUCUUUCUUUCUCCCCUUCUCUGUAUGAAUAGAUAUAAUUAUAUGUUUUUCAUUGCUGUCUUCGGGAUGGGGGGUGAUUGAGUGGGUGAUAUCUGGUUGGGUGUUUUGUUGAAGUGGAUGGUGUAGUGCUGGUGUAUAUAUAGGGUUGUUUAGACAGGGUUGGUUAAUCCCGUCUACAGAUAUGUACAUAGAUUUGUCAAUACGCAUAUUUGGUAGAUCAUCAGACCGAGACUGUCUUGGUCUUCUAGUUAAAAGCCUUUGACGGAUGCCAAUGAC